AUGAAGUCGCACGAGAUCAUCUUUGGGUCACAGGUUCGUGUGUUACUCCUUGGACUUGACUCAGCAGGAAAAUCAACCCUUCUUUAUCGAUUGUCUUCAGGACAAGCCGUCAUGACACUUCCAACAAUUGGCUCAAAUGUUGAAAUUGUGAAGUACGAAAAGACUAAAAUGCGGGUCUUGGACAUCGGGGGGCAAGAAGUGAUGCGGCCCUUCUGGCGGUGCAACUUCCCCAAAACAAAUGUCGUCAUCUUUGUUGUCGACUCGUGCGACAAAGAAAGACUUCCACAAGUCGCGCAGGAGAUUUCUUUGAUCGGACAGGAGAAGUGUUUGAAGAAGAGCGUCUUAGCCAUCUUCGCGAAUAAACAGGACGACUCACGACACGCUAUCGCUAUCGAGCAGUUGAAGACCGAACUUAAACUUGAUCAACUCAAUAUCCAAUGGCAAGUCUUCGCGACAAGUGGAAAGACGGGAAUGGGUAUUAACGAUGGGAUGAACUGGAUUGUGAGCCACUGUAAAUAG
Messenger RNA from Entamoeba invadens IP1, 519 nucleotides. RefSeq names its product ADP-ribosylation factor, arf, putative. The transcript has 2 exons. Bases 1 to 519 code for a protein of 172 amino acids. Gene Ontology annotation, biological process: vesicle-mediated transport; intracellular protein transport. NCBI's taxonomy places the organism in Eukaryota, Evosea, Mastigamoebida, Endamoebidae. Gene Ontology annotation, molecular function: GTPase activity; GTP binding. The record is from RefSeq and is a predicted model, not a curated record. Gene Ontology annotation, cellular component: Golgi apparatus; cytoplasm.